Molecule: messenger RNA, 3425 nt
Organism: Sphaerodactylus townsendi
Lineage: Eukaryota; Metazoa; Chordata; Lepidosauria; Squamata; Sphaerodactylidae
Gene: ZDHHC8
Product: zinc finger DHHC-type palmitoyltransferase 8
Exons: 12
Coding region: 141-2531 (796 amino acids)
Biological process (GO): protein palmitoylation
Molecular function (GO): palmitoyltransferase activity
Source: RefSeq, a predicted model, not a curated record
GCUCUCCGCAUCGCCAGCCCUGCCUGCCUGCCUGCCUGGCGGCUCCCUCCUGCCCGCCGCCCGUCCCUCCCUCCCUGUGGCGGCGCGGGGGCCCCUGUCGGACGCUUUGGCGGAGGCGCCCGUGAUGAGGAAGCCACAGGAUGCCCAGCAGCAUCGGACAAAGGUUUAAACCCACCAAGUACAUCCCGGUCUCCACCGCCGCAGCCUUACUGGUGGGAUCCACCACUUUGUUCUUCGUGUUCACGUGCCCCUGGUUAACAAGAGCCGUCUCCCCAGCCAUCCCGCUGUACAAUGGACUUGUGUUUCUUUUUGUCCUUGCGAACUUCAGCAUGGCGACAUUCAUGGACCCAGGGGUUUUCCCACGAGCAGAUGAAGAUGAGGAUAAAGAUGACGAUUUUCGAGCUCCGCUGUACAAGAACGUGGAGAUCAAAGGGAUCCAAGUACGGAUGAAAUGGUGUGCCACCUGCCACUUCUAUCGCCCUCCUCGCUGCUCGCAUUGCAGUGUCUGUGACAACUGUGUGGAGGAUUUUGACCACCAUUGCCCUUGGGUUAAUAACUGCAUAGGACGGAGGAACUACCGAUAUUUUUUCCUUUUCUUGCUGUCCUUAAGCGCCCACAUGGUUGGAGUGUUCACCUUUGGACUCAUCUUUGUUUUAAACCACGCAGAAAAACUAGGGGCAGUGCAUACUGCCGUUACAAUGGCUGUCAUGUGUGUCGCUGGGUUGUUCUUUAUUCCUGUCAUUGGCCUUACGGGCUUCCAUAUUGUUCUAGUGGCUCGUGGACGCACAACCAAUGAACAGGUGACAGGCAAAUUCCGUGGAGGGGUGAAUCCUUUCACUCGAGGAUGUUGCGGUAACGUGGAACAUGUUCUCUGCAGCCCUCUGGCACCCAGGUACAUUGUUGACCCAAAGAAGAGACAGCCAGUAAGCGUGAAACCACCUUUUCUGAGACCAGAUUUAACUGAGCGGCAGAUUACGGUCAAGAUAAGUGACAACGGCAUUCAAGCCAACCUCAACUGGAGCAAGUCUAAAGUUAGCCUGGAAGGGCUGGAAGACAAAACCUUGGAUAUCCAACCACCUUUACCACCCAAAGGAGACUCCAGCAAAUACAGCGAAUUGGGAAGCAAUGAAGCCAGAAGCCUUUCGCCCAAACUGAUCCAGCCAUACGCCAGCAAUGUACAAAUGCUCGCUAGCAUUCAGCAUGAAAAUCUAAAGGUACACUAUCAUGGAAGCGUCUGUUUUCACACCCUGAAGCAAUCUCCGGAUAGUGUUAUUGGUCCUCUUGAGGAAACCCCUGGAUAUCUUAGAGAAAGUAUCUCCAUAAAGGAUGGUCAUAAGCAAGUAGCUGUCAUGGACGAGAAUGUCAGCAGCCUCGAUUACCAGUCAGAACCAAGCAUGGACAUCCCCAGCUAUCAUAAGAGCUCCCUUCACAAGACCUACCAGUCAUCUCCGCUUCAAAUAGACUCCUUUGCUGUCAAUUCGAGAUCUUUGAGCCUCAAAUCUGCCAGCCGGCGAGGGCUAGACAAAGUGUCCCUGCACCCGCUGAAGACAGAAGGGGUCGCCUCAACACCUUACAAGAGCAUCUUUUCCCCCAACUCUUUGUCGAACAGGAAUGGGAGUCUGUCUUACGACAGUUUGCUCAACCCCAUGUCCCCUUCAGGGCGGAGGUGCGUAGCUCAUCCCGCUGUGGGCUCCAUUGGGUACCACUCGCCAUAUUUGUCAGCCAAAAUGUGCCACCUGCGGGGCAGAGAGCUCCAGCGCCAGCCCCCGCAAAGUUUCAGCCCUGUGCUGGGCAGCCCGGCCUCGCACCCGCGCGACCCCUCGCCAGUGCGCUAUGACAACCUAUCGAAAACUAUUAUGGCAUCCAUUCAGGAGAGGAAAGAAAUGGAGGAGAGGGAAAAGCUCCUCCACUCUCACCCGGACUCUGUGUUUGCAGACUCGGGGGUGUACGACACCCCCAGCUCUUACAGCCUCCAGCAGGUCAGCAUGCUGUCGGAAGACCCGCGUAGCCUCGUCUUGAGAUAUGGCUCUAGAGACAAUCUGAUGAGCGCGAGCAGUUUUAGUGCGAGGAACCCUGUUCUGCAGGCCUCGGUGACUUCCCUCUCCAGUGUAAUGACCAGAACGUCAAGGACUUCCACUCCUUCCAUACAAGCGGACCUGGCCAAUAACAAUGUCCAAGCCCACCAAGCAUUGCAAGGCAGGAUGAGCAAUGGUUCCUUCAAGUCUCCUGGUCACCAAGUCCCACCAUCCCCCGGUGGGAUCCCCAGGUCACCCUCAUACGGCCCGAAAGCUGUCUCAUUUGUCAAUGCUGUGGAAAUAACCGAGGCACAACCAAUGGGCACUCCAAGGGAGGACAUCCAGUUGAAGACACCUCACAGUAAAAUUAACGGACAGCCGAAAGGAAUUUCAAGGGUAGAGUGUCGGAUAGGGUCAACGCCAAGCCCCCAGGGCCCCCCAGCCAGUCCGGCUAGACACUCAAAUGUUAAGAAAGUGUCUGGAGUGGGUGGAACAACCUACGAAAUUUCGGUAUAAAAAGAAAUUCACGGGGGGGAAAAAGAGCCAUCCGCAAAACCAGCCGUGAAGCUAGGUGCACUGUGAAAACUCAGAUAAUGCCAACAAGAAGAGGAGGAAGCGCAGCUGACGGUGUCCUUUCUAUUUUGUGUCCUGGGAUUGGUUGGUUUUUGUUUUUUAAAUUUAAAAAAAAACACUCCACUUUUCUUUUUAAAAAAAUGUUUUGGCCAAAAACCAGCUGUAGCCUUAUUUGUGAAGAAAUAAACUUUGUACAGCUGAUUGGAAGAAAAUCUCUCCAACGGGCAGUUGGGAACCGGCCGAACCCGUCGACGAAAGCACGGCAUCGUGAGCCAGAGAUUACUCUUGCUUUUUGUGGAAGAGAGUGGAAAAGCCAUUGUGCGUUUGUCUGUCCAUCAAAUCCUGUCAUGUCGAUGUGUACUGCGAUCUGAAAACAGUGGAUCAGGCUCAGUGGCUCUCUCCGUCCUGUCCCAGUCGGAUGGCAAACGAUAGCAUAGAAAGAUAGUUGAAUAGAUUUUUUUUUCAUCCUAUAAAUUAUGAAUACUCGAUUUCUUGGACGAGGUUGCUAUUGUCCCAGUGCAGCGAAUAGCAAUGGCUGCCAAUUCAUUUUACAGGAGGAAACAGAUUCAUGUGGGUAUUCAUAGCCACAGGAGACGAGGCCUGAUGAUCGGACCAAACAUCUAUUUAGACCAGCAUCCUUUUUCCCAUAGUGACUGGCCAGAUGCAUUUAAAAUGCCCACAAGAAGGCAUAACACAACAGACCUCUUUGAGGCCAACGUGGUGUAGUGGUUAAGAGCAGGGGCACUCUAAUCUGGGGAACCGGGUUUGGUUCCCUGCUCUGCCACUUGAGCUGUGGGAGCUUAUCUGGUGAACCAUAUUAGCUUGUGCACUCCAACA